Molecule: messenger RNA, 3045 nt
Organism: Parnassius apollo (apollo)
Lineage: Eukaryota; Metazoa; Arthropoda; Insecta; Lepidoptera; Papilionidae
Source: the annotation of a GenBank genome assembly
AUGGUAAAGAAAAAGAGACAAAGUGAUCCCGGUGAAAAUGGUGAUGAAUCCACCGAAUCUUGUGACGAAAGUGUGAAGUCUGCAUGUCCUCAUGUAGCCAAAGCAGUAGAUCUAACGCGUCUUAAAAAAGCCUUAAAAUCAGGAGGUUUUGAAAGAGAAUGCUCGGAGUGUAAAAAGAGUAAUAAAAUCGAAGAGCCUGACCCAAAUUAUGAAGAAGAUCUUAGUCUUUGGAUGUGUUUGCGGUGCGGCACGCAACUUUGCGGGCGGGCACGUAAUAAACACGCUCUAAACCAUUUUAACACACCACACUCUGACUGCCACUCGCUUACAGCCAACACUACAACAUGGGACAUCUAUUGCUACAGUUGUAACAAUGAAGUAACUGCCUCGAGCUCUAAAAAGCUACAUGAAUGCAUAGAAUAUGUUAAGAAGCUAGCAUCAAGUAAUAAACCACUGCCUUCUUUUGAGCCUCUUUUUGACACUCAACCUAAAAAUUUAGAUAUACUGUCACCAGCUGAAUCAAUAAUAAAAACAGAUCAAAUAUCAAAAGGGAAAGAGAAAGCCAUGGCUUUAAAUUUACCCCGAGUGAGAGGCCUCUCAAAUUUAGGAAAUACAUGCUUUUUUAAUUCAGUAAUGCAGUGUUUAGUUCAAACACCAUAUUUACAAGAUGUUCUGCAAGAAAUGGCAACUCCAGGAGAGAGGUUUACUUUACCUGGAGGUAAAUUAAAGAUCAAAGGUGAUGGAGAUGAUGGAAAAGAAGUGGAACUUCCACCAAUAACUGGACAGUUAGGUGAAUGGGGUAUCUUGACUCGUACACUGUCUGAAACACUUGCAGAAUUACAAGCUGGGGAAGGUGGUGUCUAUACCCCUCGUAAGCUGCUAUCAGCGUUAGUGAAUAAGCUGCCACAGUUUGGUGGUGGAGAUCAACAUGAUGCCCAUGAAUUGCUGAGACAUUUACUAGAAGCUGUGAGAUCUGAAGACCUUCGACGCUAUCAGUCUGUUAUACUCAGUAGCCUUGGUAUGAGUUCCAAGGUUGAUCCAGCCAAGGUUGAUGGAGAAGUCAAGCAGAAAGUCAAGUUCUAUGGCCAGCAAGCAUCAGAUACUAUGCUUAGACCUGAACAGGUAUUCCGAGGUUUUUUGGUCUCCACCCUGGAAUGUCAGGAGUGCUUCCAUCAUUCAGACCGAGUGGAAUACUUCCUCGACCUCUCGCUUCCAGUGGCAGCCAGCCGGCCGCAGCCCCCGGCCGUCGUGCGAAGAAAAACUCCAAAUGAGGAGAAUAUGUACAAUAUGCAAGAGGAAAAUAAACCUUCAAAACAUCAACUCAAAAAGGAGAGGAUGGCUGCAAGAAAAGCCGCGCGAAAGAAUAAAGGUGGUACUAACAACAGCAUGACUCGCAUUGAAUAUUUAUGUAAUGCUACAAGCAAAGAGAAGAACCCUGGUGAAACUAAUGGUGCUAAAGAAGAUGAAAAAUCAUCAUCUGAGCAAUCGGAUGCUGAUGUAGAAGACAACUUAGAGGACAUGCCCAGACAUGCAGAUACUCAUACUGCCUCUGUAGGCACUCAGGCUAUCGCUCACACAGCUGCCAACUUUGCUGCCUACCACAUGGAGUCGGGAUAUAACUCAGAGAAAGUAAUCAGUUCCGAUUCUAUUCGCACCAGCCCAAUAGACCUGGAUAAAGAAAAAACUGACAACACGCCAGAAACAACAGAUAAAGACAAAGAAUUUGUCAAUUCUUCAACAUCAACUACUAUUAUUCCUUUAGAAUACAAAUCACUGGCAUCACUUGAGAACUUCUCCAAUCCGGACUCGGGUGUCGCUAGUCCAGAGGCAACAAAACAUAACUCCACCGAAGCGGUCGACAAUGUUGAUUCUCCUACCAAUGGAAAAGAGUUGGGUAGUCAUAGCUCGCUUUCAAGUGAGAUAAAUUUGGAUCUGUCAAGUCCACAGCACAAUAAACUAUCACCAGUGAAAAGUGAAUACGAAAGACCCGUAUCACGAAUAGCUUUUGCUCCAGAGUAUUCUAAUGAAGUUGUUUCACGUGGUAUUAGUGUCAAAGGGUCGAGGAAUAUAAUGGAGCACAGCGGCGAAAGCAGUUACGAGUCACUACCUGAAAGCAAAACUCAAGAACCGGCAGCAUUCAAUGAGCUAAAUAAUCACCAAGAUGUUACUAACAUAUUGGAUAAAUUAAAACUCGAUAUGGAAGAUACUCAGCAGAAGCCCACAUUCUCAUCUCCUGUCGCUGUAGAGAACCCCAUUAUUGACCCUCCGCCAACAGUACCGAGGCCAAAAAUAAAUAAUAUUGAAGCUGAGAAAAAUCAAAGGGAUUUCUUAUCCUUCAACCGCCAAAGUCCCCUAUCCCCUCGAUAUGUCUGUGAUGAGGAUGAGUGCAGUAUCCAAUCAUGCCUCAGUCAGUUCACGGCUCUAGAACUUCUGACUGGCAACAAUAAAGUUGGUUGUGAAACUUGCACUGAAAGAAUCAAUGGUAAAGACGGUAAAACUGUAUACACAAAUGCCACUAAACGUUUUCUUGUUUCCAGUCCACCGGCGAUUCUAAUUCUCCACUUGAAGCGGUUUCAGAUCGGCCCUCGUUGUAUGUUCAGAAAGAUGUCCAAGCAUGUCGAUUUUCCAACUAUUUUGGAUUUGGCACCAUUUUGUGCAAUGGAUAAAUUAAAAAAGCUGCCCAAUGUGGCUCGUGGCCAAAACGAGCUACUAUACUCCCUGUAUGGAGUUGUUGAGCAUUCUGGUGGAAUGCAUGGUGGUCAUUAUGUUGCAUAUGUGAAAGUAAGGCAGCCUAUUAAACGGGGCGAUCCGAGGUGGUGGUUCCUUCCAAAGAGUGCUAAUAUACCGGUUUCCAGUGGUGGAGAUGGAGAUGGCGAUUCCGAAUCGGAUCUAUCUGGCUACGAAUCCGGCGAAGGCCCCACUCCAGUCGCUGAGCCCCCUGCAGGCAAAUGGUACUUUGUCUCAGACAGUAUGGUCUCUGAAGUGACGGAGGACAAGGUGUUGAGAGCGCAAGCAUACCUUCUUUUCUAUGAGAGGAUUUUAUAA